AUGUCUUCCUUUUUGUCGUCCUUUGUACCUACGCUAUUUGGUAAUGACGGAGUUACGCGGAGGCCAGACACAGCACUCGGCACGUGCCACAACACGAAGGUUAGGCAACGUUCCAAGGGGAGUCCAUGCAAAAGAGAAUCGAGAGCUCAACGGGGAGUAGCCAGUUGUCGUGAUGAAGACAGCGCUGAUGGGAGCGGUGAAGGGAGCAGUGAAGACAACCAUGAAGACAGCGCUGACGACUCACACGAAAUGAGCAAUGAUGAAAGGACGGUCAAAGCAGAAAAGAAAAAAAUAAAAAUUUACUUAAAGUUAAACGAAGGCCUAGAUAACAUAAAAGAUGAGUUGCGUCAAAUUGAAAAAGAAUUAAAAAAAAUUUUACACAAAGAGAGUCUUCACUUGAAUGCCUUCCAUAAGUUCAUUCAGGCAGACAGUCCUGCAUCUAGAACGACACACUCAGUGAACAACCUCCAACCGAAUCGCUCAACCGAUUCUGUUGUGGAAAAGCAGCCUCAGGAAAAUUGCCUAACAAAUAAUGCUAGAGGUAGCUCUACGUGUAGCAGUAGCUGUUGCAGCAGCUUAGUGGGAGGGGCGGACAAGGAAGAGCAGCUCGGCACUUCGAGGGGAGAUUCGCCCGGUCCUCCUGACGAGGGGGCCAUAUCCACCCACCUUAACCAGCCAACCCAUUUGAAUGGCGAGAAAAAGGAUCCAUUGGACGGAGACACACUGCUAAUUGAUACCAAAGUCAAAAGUGACUCAGUCCCUCCUAGGGGCCACGAACAGGCCCGACAUGUCACAGAUGUGAAGUCUCUUCCUGUGCAAAGUGACCCACAACCAAAUAGCCAAGUGGUCAACGCGGGUUCUUCCGCAGAAGCGAUUGGCGAGGACGCGAUUUGCGCGGCGGGGGAGACCACCGAAUUGGGGGAAGCGGGUCCUAAAAGUGAAGUUAGAGAAUUAGAAGAAGCUAGCAAAGUGGGAGAAGCGGAUUCUGUGAACGAAGUAGACGAUGGUGCAUCCGCCUCAGUGGGUGAAGCGUAUUCUGUGAAAGAAGCGGAAGAAGAGGGUUCUGUGAACGAAGUAGCAGAUGGUGCAUCCGCCUCAGUGGGUGAAGCGGAUUCCCAAAGUGGGGUUAGAUGCACGGAAGCGACAAAAAAGCUCGAAGGAACAGAAGAAUAUAACUUAGUCAAAGAGAUAAGCGAAGCCACCCAAGUCAAAGGAGCAGAAACACCCAAAGAGGACAAAGAAGUAGGUUCGCCGAACCAGGUAGAAGAAAUGACUCCCUCUGACCAAUUGAAAGAAGUAGACCCGCCCAGCAAAAACGCGAAGGAUGCCACAGAGGGUGUCGGAAAAGAUGCAGUAGAGAUGAAGAGGAGUAGCAAAGACGGAACCCAAAAGGAGGAUGAAGAAGAGGAGAAAAAUGAUCAAGGGGACGACGCGCACCGUGAUGGAGAAGAAGAACAACCAAGCAGCAGAGGCAAGGAAAACUCAUUCUUUAGCGCAAUACAAAACUUCAUGCGUAGGAGCAAAAAAAAAGUUCAGAAGGAACCUCCAAAAGAAAAAGGAAAAGAGGAACAAGCAGAAGUUUAUAACUUAAAAAAUGAAAACGAAAAAAUGAAAAACGAAAAAAUGAAAAACGAUGUAGACAGGGGUGAUGAUCAGCUAGACAAAAUGAAAAGCUCAAACGGUAACGACGCAGAUGUGGAUGUGCGUGCAAACAACGAGGACAACCCGAUCGACUCGAUCAAAUCUUACACGGGAAUACCGAGUGACGUUUCCGUUUAUACAAAUGCAAAGUCGGAGGGAGAAGCUGUUCACGUAGACAAGCCGGAGGGAAGUUGCUUAGGCGCAUUUACGAGUCAGGGUGACAGGGCGCCAACUGUGGGUCCAGGGGAGAAUGACCAGAAGGAGGACGAAAUGGGUGAAGAAAAAUGUGGCAGUGAGAGGAGACCCACAAAUGUAGACCCCACGGUCGUCAGAUGUAAAGAUAAAAGUGCAUCUAUUGAUUCUGGACAUACCCACCAAAGUGAAGACGGCGUAAAGGAUGAUGCAGGGGACGACGCAGAGGAUGACGCAGAGGACGACGCAGAGGAUGACGUGAAGGACGAUGCACAGGACGAUGCACAGGACGAGGUAAAGGAAGACGUGCAGGACAACGCAGACAAACCAGUGAUAGAUCCAACUGAUUGCACGAAAGAGCUCGAGACAAAAAUAAGUCACCAACAUAAACAGGAUCAGGUGAGCCAAAGCAAAAGCGCAAAUGAAGAUGCAUCUAGUGAGCAGAGUGGAGCAAGCGAAAGUGGUCCCAUUGGACAUGCCAUCGAAGCAGGAGAGAAGAGCGGUAGGGGAGGUGAGCAGCCUGCAAAAGGUAGGCACAAGGAACAGAGCGAACAACGUGAAGGAACUCCACAUGGAGACAACGAUAGCUACCUACAUGGAACACAAAAAGGGGGAGCUCCCGGAGAGGUGAGAGAUGAAGGGAAUGAUUUGGAGGACGGAAAAAUGGAAAUGGUAGAAGAUAUCGCGUCGGUGAAUGAUUCUGAGACAGCUGGAGAUGUGACGGACGAACCGAAUUUGAAGAGCCUUUGCGUGAGCGGAUCAGCCGAUAGCAACGCACAUGAAGGGCGCGACUCGGGGGGUGGAGGUUCGAACGAAUUGACUAAUCCAGGUUCAGCGCAAUUAAGUGAUAAAGGCUCAGAAAGGGGUUCCCUCGUUAGGGGGGCAGCAGAUUUGAAGGAAAACGACGUGAAAGAGACUCCAUCCAUUAGCGGGGCAAGCCAGUUCAAUAGGGACACUGCAAAGAAAAACUCGCACGAUAGCAGCGUAGGUGCGUGGACAGAAAACGCGCCCGAAAAAAACUCAUUCGUUAGCAGGGCAGCUGACUUGAAUGAAGACAGCAGAAGGAAGACUUCCCGUAUGAAUGGUCCAGACGAUUCGCGUGGAAAUGAGUCAAAGAGGGGCUCCUCAUAUGUUGAAAGGGAGAACCGCUCAGGUGAAGGAGACUCAAAGAGGGGUUCACUUGUUAGCGCAGAAGACCACUCCGGUGAACGAGACACAAACAGGGGUUCACUUGUUAGCGGAGAAGGCCAUUCCGGUGGAAGCAUUUCAAUGAGGGAUUCACUCACUGAGAGGACAAUCGAUUCGAAAGAAAAGGAGCCAAGAACGGGCUCAUAUAUGUGCGAGUCGGGCGAUUUGAUGGAGGAAGACACGAAAGACACAAAAGGGACGAAGGACACUUGGCAUAUGAAUAGACCUGCCGACGUGAGUGAAAGCAGCUCCGAAAAAGUACAUGAAGAUAUCUGCAUUAACCUGAGCGUUGACCAGGCAUGCGAUUCAAAUGAGACAAAAUCGGAUCCAUCCUUUACGAACUACAAAGUCAUUUCUAAUGCAAGCGGCGCAAAGGAGUCUAGAGCUGCCAGCCCAGACAGGACGAAAGAAAACUUGGGAAAUGAUAUGUGGGUGGGUACGCCUGGGCACGCACAUGGGAGCGAGGAAAGGAGGGCUUCAUAUAUUAUCGAUCCGGACUACUCCUAUGGAAGAAGCGUGAAGAACAGUUCGAAGAAGACAUCACUUAUUAACAGGACAGCCUACUCACACGAAAACGAUUCAUACCAACUCCGCAUAAACAACGCCACGGAAGUCUCUGCUGACAGGUCAGGUGAUUUUAUUCAAAAUGACACAAGUAAAACAACAGGGUCAUAUGCGGACCCCUCAGGGGAUACCAGUGAGAAAAAUUCCACAAGGGGAUCAUACGUUAGGAAGACAGCCGAUUUGAGUGAAAACAAGUCAAAGAGGGAUUCUCGCGUGGACAGGAAAAGCGCUACGAACGAGCGAAAUGAAUUUCAUUUUUUCAUUAACAACAGGUCAGGAAAUUCGAGUGUGAAAAAGAUGAAGAAGGGCUCACAUAUGGGCAGUUCAUCUGACUGGAAGGAAAACGACGCAGAUGAAUUGGGGGUAGGUAUCGUGAUGAGUGAACAUUGCGCCGAAGGAGUCUCGUAUGUGGACAGUUCGGUGGGCUUCGAGGGAACGAGAGGGUCUCAUGCGGAGGGGUCUAGAAAUGGUUCAUAUGUGGAGGGGUCUAGAAAGGGUUCAUAUGAAGAGGGGUCUAGAAAGGGUUCAUAUGAAGAGGGGUCUAGAAAGGGUUCAUAUGAAGAGGGGUCUAGAAAGGGUUCAUAUGUGGAGGGGUCUAGAAAGGGUUCAUAUGAGGAGGGGUCUAGAAAGGGUUCAUAUGAGGAGGGGUCUAGAAAGGGUUCAUAUGUGGAGGAGUCUAGAAAGGGGUCCCACACGAUCAGCGCUGAUCAUUCGAAUGAAAGGAGCGAAAGAACAACUUCCCAAAUUAGUAGUACAGAUGACUCGAGUGAGAGGAACCGAAGGAGGAAGCCUUCUCAUAUCGACAGGACGGGCAGCCUGAGUGAAACCAGUUCGAAGACGGGGUCAUACAUGGACGCUUGGGGGCAGAUGCGCACAAAGGACAAAUCAGUAUGUUAUAUGAACAGGUCAGGUGAUCUGAGGGGAAGCAGAUCGAGGAAGGACUCACACAUUAGCAGGAAAAGUGACGUGGGCCAAAGAAAGGGAAGCACAUCGUGGUUCAGUAGGUCAGGUGGGCUGAAGGAACACGACGAAAGUGCUCCUUCGCUCGUUGGAGAAUCAGGUGAUUUAGAUGAAGGUAAAACGAGGAAGACUUCAUUUGUGGAGGAACAAAGCCACUCGUACUUUAGCCGAUCGGGAGAGUUAAUGGGAAAGGGUUCAGGAAAAUUCAAAGUGAGAGCUUCAAAUAAAUUAAAUAUUAGCAGGGCUCCUUAUCUCCCUGGAAACGAUGCAGAAGGAAACUCCUAUAUUAAUAAGGCAGGCUACCCCCAUGAGAGCAGCCAAAUGGAAGAACGUACAAACAGCACAACGAGGUUAAGUGUUGAAUGGCCAGGAAAUGUAACCGAAAAGAGGGCAGUGCAAAUGUCACCCAGUGGAGGUAAUUCUAUUGAAAACGAUUUGAAGAAAUGGAGCCUUAGCACAUCAAAUAGGGGUUCAUCAUGUGUAAACAAGUCCGAUGAUUCAAAUAGAAAGGACUUCAAAAAAGUAGCAGGAGAUGGGGAGAACAAGAUAAGAGACAACAGUUCAGGCCAGUUGCAUGAAGACAUCUCAAAUGAACUAUGCACAGAAGGAGAGCCAUCGUUGAGUAUAACCAAUUUGAGUAGAAUAAGUGGAGACAAGUCAAACAGGGAGGUCUUCACCGAUAUGGUAAUGCCUUCCAGUGAGAGCGGAGGUAGGAAGACUACUCACAUCAUGAACAGGACAGGGGGGUUGAAUGAAAGUACUGCAAGGAAGACGUCCGACAUGAACGACGUAGAUAAUUUUGAGGACAACACAAACGAAUCCAUCGUUAGCAUAUCGGUAGGGUCAAACAAAGGCAACACCAAGAAGGGUUCAUUUAUUAAUAAGUUAGACCGUUUGAGUGAGGACCAUUCGAAGAGCCAGCCUAUUGAUGGUGUUGGCGAUUCGAAUGAAACGAGCCAAAGGAAAACGGCCCCAAUUGGUAGUCCAGAUGACUGGAGCGAGCAAAAUGGAAGGAAGGGCUCGCAUACUAACAGGGUAUACAACUCAAACGAAAACGAAUUAAAGGAAGAAUCGAGCAUUAACAACUCAGGUGAUUUAAUUGUAAACGGUAAUGGGGAGGCGUCCUACACAGACAUGUCAGGCGAUUUAAUUGUAAACGGUAAUGGGAAGACGUCCUACGCAGAAAAGUCAGACGAUUAUAAUGAACACAACAAGGGUGAAGUCACUGGGGUAAAGGAAACAAAUGAUUCGAAGGAAGAAAGCACAAACGAAUUGGACACAGACGGUGCGACGAAAUUGUUAGACAACACUUCAGCCCAUUUAGUAAAACAAAAUGGAAGGAAGACGCCCCCACAUAUGAAUAGGUCAAACGCUUCCAACGAAAUAAACACGAGGAUGGACGACUCGUGUUUUGAGAGGUCAAUCCAUUUAAGUGAAAACGGGUCGAGGGAGACCUCACAUGAUUUGAAGUCAGAGCAAGACGAGAUCGCCAACAAGAUAGCUGACUCAAAUGAAAACGACUCAACCAUGGCAUGUAUUAACAAUACAAUUGAAACAAAUGAAAGCAGCUCUGAGGGGGUUUCCUACGUUGUUAGUGAUUUGACCGAUGUGAGCGAAAGCAAUACGAAGAAGGGUUCAUUUGUUGAGAGGUUAGACCUUUUGAACGUGGACCACUCGAAGAGCUUCUCCACUGGGAAGGAUGACCGUUUUAAUGAUGAAAGGGAGAGAGGGUCCCGCAUGAGCACGGUUGGUCAUUUAAAUGAAAUACACAACAACUCAUCGCUCACGAAUCGACAUGGUCAAUUGGAUGAGAAGAGGGAACAAGAUUUUUCCACCACUAUGUUACCUGGUGCAGAUGAAAUAAACGACAUCGCUUCGCACUCAAAUGGGGCUGAUGAAUUAGCCCAGAACAGCGAUCACUACCCCUGCAUUAACAAGUCAGGUGAUAUGGACAAAACGAAAGAUCACACUUUGCUGGAGAGCCGGGUCGGCACCUCGCGCGAAACGCAGCAGACGGGGGAAUCCGAGGCAAGUGAUGCAGUCAGUGAAGGCCAAAAGCCGAUUAAAAAAUUGAGGGAGUAUUUUGUGAGUGGAAAAAACGACUCAGGGUUGUUGGAAGACAGCACGAGGGGUGUAAGUGGGGGGCUACGCGAAAGGGGUACAAACGAAAAAGGCACAAACGAAAAAGGAACAAACGAAAAAGGAACAGACGAAAGGGGCAACUCUCAGCAUUUUAAAAACUUCCAGGGGAAAUAUAAAUUUCAAAUGAACAUGAAGGAGGAGGAAAUAAACGAAUUGCAGAAAAAGUUAAAGGACGAAUUUCAAAUGCUACACGAAAUGAGCAAAAAGAAAAACAGCCUGAAAAAUAUUUUAGAAAAUUGUGUGCAUGUAAAGUGUGUGGAUAGUUCUAAGGAAGCGAUUGACGAGGAGCAGUACGAUCGAGUUGAUUUGAAAGACACCCUAAGUGGAUGUAGAAGUGGAAAGGAACAUACUGGAGGUGACGCAACGGGGAAAGUGCACGCGAAGGGGCCUUUGGCUGACGUUCAAGAUGAAAGCGCAUUUGAAGAUACACGGCCCGAGGAGGCAUUCGACAUGUCCAACUUUUCCACCGAGAUGAGUAACCGCGAAAUGAAGAAGCUGAGAAAGUGGAAGGUGAGUCACAUCCUGGAGAGCAGUCCCAACUCACUGAUGAUAUCGAAGGAGCACAAAGACGAUUGGCUCUCAUCCGACGUCCUCUUAUGGUGUUUCUUGAACUUUAUAAAAUUGAAGAAGAUCGUCAGUAUAACUGAGUUGUCGGUUAAGUUUCAAACGAAGCGGGAGAACAUACGGAGAAAACUCAAAGAACUCGAAGAACACGACAUGAUCCAGGGGGUCAUGGAUAUGGAAGAGAAUUAUAUCUACUUGUCCCAGGAGGAGGUGACAAAACUGUGCGUGGAGAUCCUUUCCAUUGAAAACAUAAAAACGCACGAGGAUUUCGUGGAAAUAUGCAACAAGGUCAUAUCUCUCAGUAUCAACGAUCAGGAUGUGCAAAAAUUGAAGGAAGUGGAGGAAAAAAUUGUUGAAGCGAAUAAAAAAAGAUAUUCCGAUUUUGCCUGCACAACCUGA
Molecule: messenger RNA, 7650 nt
Organism: Plasmodium fragile
Lineage: Eukaryota; Apicomplexa; Aconoidasida; Haemosporida; Plasmodiidae
Exons: 6
Coding region: 1-7650 (2549 amino acids)
Source: RefSeq, a predicted model, not a curated record